UCCUGAGAGCAGAUGGGGGUUAGCGCGCCGGACCAGACGUUGCCGCCGUCUCCGCCGUGUCGAUGCCGUUGGCUCGGGAAAAGGGUGCUCGCGAGAGAGACGAGAGAUGAAUUGCUGCCGUUGGUCGUCGUCGUUGGAUGAUCAAUAUAAGCAAGUGGCAAGCUUCAGCCCAUCUUGCCUUCCUUUUCCCCACACAACACUACACUCGUCGUUACCUACCAGCGAUUCCCUCCCUCGCUGACCCUCUCCUCUCUUCAUCACCUCACACACACCCUGUCAACACACACACUCACACGCUCACACACACGCCCCUCGCCCCACCAUGGCUGGAGAACACGAGCCAAAGGAAGAGGGCACCCAGACUACCACGACGACGACUUCGCCCAAUGCUGAGCACGGAGUCGACUUUGCCGCGGGCGUCACUAAACGCAUGAAUGACAAGCUCGUCCUCUCCGAGGUCGAAUGCUACGAUCAGCUUGGCUUCAGCUGGCCCACCUGGAAGAAGUGGUGGGUCCUGACCGUCAUCUUCUGGGUCCAAGUUUCAAUGAACUUCAACACCAGUCUCUACUCCAACGGCCUCAAUGGCAUCUCCGAGGAGUUUGGCGUCAGUCUCCAAGCUGCUCGUUGCGGUGCCAUGAUCUUCCUCAUCUUCUACGCCUUUGGAUGUGAGCUCUGGGCUCCUUGGUCCGAGGAACUUGGCCGCAAGCCCAUCCUUCAACUCUCCCUCUUCCUCGUCAACGUCUGGCAGCUCCCCGUCGCCUUGGCCCCCAACUUCGCUACCAUCCUCGUCGGUCGCGCUCUCGGUGGACUGUCCUCUGCUGGCGGUAGCGUCACCUUGGGCAUGAUUGCCGACCUCUUCGAGCCAGACGUCCAGCAGUACGCCGUCGCCUACGUUGUCUUCUCAUCCGUAGGUGGAAGCGUCCUCGGCCCCAUCGUCGGCGGCUUCGUCGAGCAGUACGUAUCAAACUGGCGCUGGACCAUCUGGAUCCAACUCAUCUUCGGCGGCGCCAUUCAAAUCAUUCACCUCGUCUGCGUGCCGGAGACGCGCGCUACGAUCCUCAUCGACCGCAUCGCAAAGGAGCGCAGGAAGAAGGGAGACGAGAUCUGGGGGCCGAACGAGGUCAAGCCAUGGAACGAGCGCUUCUCAGCCAAGGAGAUCAUGGUGUACUGGAUCCGACCUUUUAGGAUGUUCCUCACUGAGCCAAUCGUCCUCGUCCUCUCGCUCCUCUCUGGCUUCUCCGACGCUCUCAUCUUCAUGUUCAUUCAGUCAUUUGGCCUCGUCUAUGCUCAAUGGGGCUUCACCACAUCCCAGGUUGGUCUCGCCUUCCUUUCCAUUGGAGUUGGCUACGUCAUCGCCUGGCUUUCCUUCUUCCCCGCCAUCAAGCGCAACAUCAAGCAGCGCAAGAAUGAUCCCAACGACGAGCACACGCAGUUCGAGAGCAGGCUCGAGUGGCUCCUCUGGACGGCACCCUGUCUGCCCAUUGGCCUCAUCGGCUUCGCGUGGACCUCAGGUGGCCCUCCCAUUCACUGGAUCGGCUCCAUGAUCUUUGCCGCCGUCAUCGGCAUUGCCAACUAUGCCAUCUACAUGGCCACCAUCGACUACAUGAUUGCCGCCUACGGCCCCUACUCGGCCUCGGCCACGGGCGGCAACGGUUGGUCUCGCGACUUCCUCGCUGGUGUUCUCACCCUGCCCGCCACGCCCUUCUUUGAGAACAUUGGUCCCCCCGACCGCCACCUCCAGUAUGCCAGCACCAUCCUCUUCUGCAUCUCCUUCGUCCUCGUCAGCGCAGUCUACGUCAUCUACUGGAAGGGUCCCGAGCUCAGGAAGAGGUCGCCCUUUGCUCAAGAGCUCAUCCAAGAGCGAAACGCCGUCGACGAGAAGCUCCACGGGCCCCCGAGCGGUAAACAGGGCGAUGUUGAGGCGGGCGCACCUGCCUUCCCUCGUCGCGCGUCGUAUGCUCGCGAGGACCAGGAGAGGAGGAUCAGGUCUGGUCCCAACUCGAGGAGGCAGAGUCGUGCUGCCAGCAGGGCCAACAGUCGCGCCGCCAGUCGCGCCCCAAGCCCCGUCGGCGAGGAGGCGUAGACGCGCGUCCGCCACGCCCAAGUAGAGCGCAUCAUCACCAUCAACGCAGUCACAGCAUCAGCAUCACCAGCGCGACGGACCGACAACAAGCGCAGUCGAUCUCAAAUCGACGCGGCGUCAGCUACAUCUUUCCUCACACUCCUCAUCCGCCUUCGUCUUCAUCGCU
Molecule: messenger RNA, 2249 nt
Organism: Jaminaea rosea
Lineage: Eukaryota; Fungi; Basidiomycota; Exobasidiomycetes; Microstromatales
Product: putative MFS multidrug transporter
Exons: 2
Coding region: 323-2083 (586 amino acids)
Biological process (GO): transmembrane transport
Molecular function (GO): transmembrane transporter activity
Source: RefSeq, a predicted model, not a curated record